Molecule: messenger RNA, 2104 nt
Organism: Silurus meridionalis
Lineage: Eukaryota; Metazoa; Chordata; Actinopteri; Siluriformes; Siluridae
Gene: lnpka
Product: limb and neural patterns a
Exons: 13
Coding region: 202-1416 (404 amino acids)
Biological process (GO): endoplasmic reticulum tubular network organization
Cellular component (GO): endoplasmic reticulum tubular network
Source: RefSeq, a predicted model, not a curated record
GUUUCCCGCCCUCUGUGAAAGUUAACAUCACGUGACAGCCCAAAACGCCGCAGAAGCCUAGCGCAGGGAGUUAUGGGUAACUGAUGACGUUUAUUAAACAAGUUACUCUACACCCCUUCGCUUGGUUUUUGUCCGGUGGGAAAGUGUUUCAGCUGUUUAACAGGAUUGCAACCAGAGAGAAGUGUGAAUUUGCUCCUCAAGAUGGGAGCUUUGUUUUCUCGUUGGAGGACCAAGCCAACGACUGUAGAGGUUUUAGAGGGGCUGGAUAAGAAUAUACAAACCCUCGAGGAGCACAGAGAAAAAAACCAGAAACAGCUGAAGUUAUGGGUUUACAGAAUACUUUUAUAUUCAACCCUUCUGUACCUGUCAGCCUGCAUAGUUGUAUAUAUGUGGUAUAUCCCUGAACCGCUAAUGGGGAAACUGAUAGUGGCCUCACCCUUUCUAAUAUUUCCACUUCUUGUAUGGCUUCUGAGAAAACUAUUAAUUAUCUUAUAUUCAAGAAGGAGAGAAAGAAAUGUUGAAAAAUUAGAAGAACUGAAAGCUGAAAAAAAGAAAAUACUGGAGCAGGUGAUGGAGACUGAAACCUACAAAAAUGCCAAACUGAUACUAGAGCGUUUUGAUCCGGAUUCUAAGAAAAAAAUUGAGCUGGAUGCUACACCAAUUGGACCUUCUUUAACUCCACGGCAAGGUCAAGACCUUCGUCAGAGGCAUGUGACUCCUCGUCCUCCUGUUCCUGUGACUCCAAACCCAGUAGUAGCAGCACGUCCCCCUACUGGCACAACUGCUGCUCCUGCCCUGAUCUCAGCCCCUGGUGGGCCUCCAGAAAGAAACCUGUCUACUUCUGGCCAGCAGCAUAACCUGCUGAGGAGAAAUGCUUCCCCCACAGGUUCCCCAACCUCUGGUAUUGGAAUGCAUCCUCCUGGACCACCACUGGCACGGCCUGUCCUCCCUCGAGAUAGAGGAGCGUUGGACAAGCUUAUUGAGUACUUAGUAGGUGAUGGGCCUCGGAAUCGGUACGCCCUAAUAUGCCAGCAGUGUUUGUCACAUAACGGCAUGGCAUUAAAAGAGGAAUUUGAAUACGUUGCAUUCAGAUGUGCUUAUUGCUACUUCCUGAAUCCUGCCCGGAAGACACGCCCCCAGGCUCCACAACUCCCCGAAUUUAGUGAAAGCAAGACAAGCCUAGGACCAUCUGCUGUUGCUUUGGAGACAGAACAGGGUGCACACACGUCUUCCCAAGUUUGUUCAGCAGAGGAAAAGUCCGAGUCCUUUGGCCCUGAAAAGGAGGAGAAGUCAGGUGAGCAUCAGGCUGAAAGUGAAACUGAGAAACCAGGACCUCUAGAACCACACACCAUUCUCUCUGACUCUUCUGAUAAACCGGACUCUGAACAAGAUGUAUCUGCUAUGGAGGUGGAAUAAAGAAUAUCUACAAUCGUAACCAGUUCUUCUGGAAGUGUGUGAAUUUUUUCUUUUUGUAAUGUAUAAUGUGUUUGGGAGUACUUAAUUUGGAUCUUUGCAUUACUGUUUUUUUUUUUUUUUGUUUGUUUCUUUUAACUGUAAUCUGAAGUUUAAAGAAAUGCCAAUAAUUGUGCUUAAAAGCCUGUUCUUUUUGUGUUCAAAUAUGGGGGUUUUUUUGUUUGUUUGUUUUUAUGUUACAGUUACAUUAAAUGAGUAACAUUUUGACAGUUUACAAGUUUUUAGUUUGGGAUGUGCUUCCAUCUGUCAUGAAUUCACAGAGUAGUUCCUUUAUGAGAAUAAUGCCUUUUAAUAAUGCCUUUUUUCAGAAAGCAAAAUUCAUGAAUACUGUUUGACAAUGCAUUGAACCUAUUUUCUACAAUGUGCAAUAAUGCAAAAUGUCUGCUCUUCUCAGAUAAAUGAUAUUUAAAGAUGUUUACACCUUUUAUUACAGUGCCUUAUUUGAAGGUAUUCAUUUGGUUUAUAGUUUUCUAUGUACCUGCAUUCAGACGGGUUUUGUGUUUACACAGAUCAAGCUAGUCAUUAAAACAUCCACAGCUAUUUAUUUAAUAAUAGUCUGAAUAGCAGUAUUAUAUGUUCCUUUUCUAUUUAAGUUUUCUGUAAAGAAUAAAUAGUAAUUAUUUAAAUAUUA